UCCUCACACACUAAAAGCUUUGCAAAAAGAUAAACAAAAACCAUACAGAAGCUUAUCUACUUUACUUAUCUAUCUCAAAACCUUCUUCUCUCUUUUAAACCAAAACCAAAAAACAUGCCUGAGGCACCAAAACACGAGUCUUUAGAGGUUUUCGAUCUGAUGACGCUUGACCAAAAAAACAAGCAAAAGCUUCAGUUGAUCGAAGACCUGACCUCUAACGCCGACCAAGUCCAGAGACGGGUCUUGGAGGAGAUCUUGACCCGCAAUGCUGACGUCGAGUAUCUCAGACGACAUGACCUCAACGGUCGCACAGACCGUGAGACUUUCAAAAACGUCAUGCCUGUUAUUACUUACGAAGAUAUCCAGCCUGAGAUCAACAGGAUCGCUAAUGGUGAUAAAUCCCUUAUCCUCUCUUCCAAACCCAUCUCUGAGUUCCUCACCAGCUCUGGGACAUCUGGUGGGGAGAGGAAGCUAAUGCCAACAAUCGAAGAGGAGCUAGACAGAAGAUCACUCCUCUACAGUCUCUUGAUGCCUGUGAUGAGUCAGUUUGUUCCUGGUCUCGACAAAGGCAAAGGAAUGUAUUUCUUGUUCAUCAAGUCCGAAUCCAAGACACCUGGAGGCCUCCCUGCUCGUCCUGUCUUAACCAGCUACUACAAAUCUUCCCAUUUCAAAGAGAGACCUUACGACCCUUACACCAACUACACUAGCCCCAACGAGGCCAUCCUUUGCUCUGACUCUUACCAAAGCAUGUAUUCUCAGAUGCUCUGUGGCUUAUGCCAACACCAGGAGGUUCUUCGAGUCGGAGCUGUCUUCGCCUCUGGAUUCAUCAGAGCCAUCAAGUUUCUUGAGAAGCACUGGACCGAGUUGGUCCGUGACAUCAGAACCGGUACACUAAGUGCCUUGAUAACAGAUCCUUCAGUGCGUGAGGCUGUCGCCAAGAUCCUUAAACCUAGCUCAAAGCUCGCUAAUUUCGUGGAGUUUGAGUGCAAGAAAUCGUCUUGGCAAGGGAUUAUCACUAGGCUGUGGCCUAACACAAAGUAUGUGGAUGUGAUCGUGACUGGGACAAUGUCUCAGUACAUUCCAACUUUGGAUUACUACAGCAAUGGCUUGCCUCUUGUCUGCACAAUGUAUGCUUCUUCCGAGUGUUACUUUGGUGUGAACCUCAGGCCACUCUGCAAACCCAGCGAGGUCUCUUACACGCUCAUACCAACCAUGGCUUACUUCGAGUUCUUGCCUGUUCAUAGAAACAACGGUGUGACUAACUCCAUCAACCUUCCUAAAGCACUCACUGAGAAAGAGCAACAAGAGCUUGUUGAUCUAGUUGAUGUCAAGCUCGGUCAGGAGUAUGAGCUUGUUGUCACCACUUACGCCGGGCUUUGCAGAUACAGAGUUGGUGAUUUGUUGAGAGUGACUGGUUUCAAAAACAAAGCGCCUCAAUUCAGUUUCAUAUGUCGCAAGAAUGUGGUCUUGAGCAUAGAUUCCGACAAGACCGACGAGGUUGAGCUUCAGAACGCGGUCAAGAACGCAGUGACACACCUCGUCCCAUUCGAUGCCUCACUCUCUGAGUACACAAGCUAUGCAGACACAAGUUCUAUCCCGGGCCACUAUGUCUUGUUUUGGGAACUAUGUUUGGAUGGAAACACACCGAUCCCUCCUUCGGUCUUUGAAGAUUGCUGCUUAACCGUAGAAGAGUCACUCAACACUGUUUAUAGGCAAGGAAGGGUUAGUGACAAGUCCAUAGGCCCGCUAGAGAUCAAGAUUGNACUAAGUGCCUUGAUAACAGAUCCUUCAGUGCGUGAGGCUGUCGCCAAGAUCCUUAAACCUAGCUCAAAGCUCGCUAAUUUCGUGGAGUUUGAGUGCAAGAAAUCGUCUUGGCAAGGGAUUAUCACUAGGCUGUGGCCUAACACAAAGUAUGUGGAUGUGAUCGUGACUGGGACAAUGUCUCAGUACAUUCCAACUUUGGAUUACUACAGCAACGGCUUGCCUCUUGUCUGCACAAUGUAUGCUUCUUCCGAGUGUUACUUUGGUGUGAACCUCAGGCCACUCUGCAAACCCAGCGAGGUCUCUUACACGCUCAUACCAACCAUGGCUUACUUCGAGUUCUUGCCUGUUCAUAGAAACAACGGUGUGACUAACUCCAUCAACCUUCCUAAAGCACUCACUGAGAAAGAGCAACAAGAGCUUGUUGACCUAGUUGAUGUCAAGCUCGGUCAGGAGUAUGAGCUUGUUGUCACCACUUACGCCGGGCUUUGCAGAUACAGAGUUGGUGAUUUGUUGAGAGUGACUGGUUUCAAAAACAAAGCGCCUCAAUUCAGUUUCAUAUGUCGCAAGAAUGUGGUCUUGAGCAUAGAUUCCGACAAGACCGACGAGGUUGAGCUUCAGAACGCGGUCAAGAACGCAGUGACACACCUCGUCCCAUUCGAUGCCUCACUCUCUGAGUACACAAGCUAUGCAGACACAAGUUCUAUCCCGGGCCACUAUGUCUUGUUUUGGGAACUAUGUUUGGAUGGAAACACACCGAUCCCUCCUUCGGUCUUUGAAGAUUGCUGCUUAACCGUAGAAGAGUCACUCAACACUGUUUAUAGGCAAGGAAGGGUUAGUGACAAGUCCAUAGGCCCGCUAGAGAUCAAGAUUGUUGAGCCAGGAACGUUUGAUAAACUCAUGGAUUAUGCAAUCAGCCUGGGAGCAUCGAUUAAUCAGUAUAAGACACCAAGAUGUGUGAAGUUUGCUCCGAUCAUCGAGCUAUUGAACUCAAGGGUUGUUGAUAGUUACUUCAGCCCCAAGUGUCCUAAAUGGGUUCCUGGUCACAAACAGUGGGGAAGUAACUAAGAUCAAGGAAUGUGAAGAGACUCUCUUUGAGGUAGAAGGAUUGGGACUUGCAAAUGAUGUCUUCUCUAAUCUUAAUGUUAGUUUAAUUUUUAGUUCUUUUUUUUUGUUGUUUCUUUUAGUAAUGCUUUUCAAUAUGGAUAGUCCCUCUGGAUUUGAAAACCAGUUGUACAAAAGGCAAAAUCAUGUUUUCUCCAACCAACUCUAUGUUUCUUCUCUCCA
Camelina sativa (false flax) is the source of this 3048-nucleotide messenger RNA. RefSeq names its product indole-3-acetic acid-amido synthetase GH3.5. The record is from RefSeq and is a predicted model, not a curated record. Gene Ontology annotation, cellular component: cytoplasm. Gene Ontology annotation, molecular function: indole-3-acetic acid amido synthetase activity. Lineage: Eukaryota; Viridiplantae; Streptophyta; Magnoliopsida; Brassicales; Brassicaceae.